AUGCCCACGGCCUAUCGGGUAUUUAUGAUUGGGACUUUUCAAGGAGCUGUAGGUGGUUUUCCCGAAAGUGUUCAGGUAGUGACCGUUUUCCUGAAUUUUAAAGAAUUCGCCAAUUGGCGAUGUUUGGAAUCGAGUUCAUUUGGCGAAUUUGUUGAUUACUUGCCUGCUGAAGGUGGUAGGAAAUAUAUAAAGAUUAAUGCUUUGGGGAGCUUUCUCUUAGAUAAAUACAAGAGUAAGAAGUUGGUUCAGAUAAAUCAAGGUUGGGACGCCUAUAAGAAAACAAGGCGGUUGUUGAGGUUACACCUGAUAUGGUUCGUUUUCUGGCCGGUGGUUUUGAAAUGUAUACAUUUAUCCAAGCCUGGUUGUUUUGUCAUGCAAGAAAAUUUUAGUCAAACUAAUCCAGGAAUGCCAUAG
This is a messenger RNA of Enterobius vermicularis (human pinworm), 414 nucleotides long. Lineage: Eukaryota; Metazoa; Nematoda; Chromadorea; Rhabditida; Oxyuridae. The record is from the annotation of a GenBank genome assembly.